UCCGUCGGGCUGCGCGGCUCCUCCGUUGUUGGCUUCCUCGGGCGAACGUAAAACUUUAAGAUCAACAGCCGCCAUUUUGUUUGGAGGUUCUCUCGCCCGCCCGCCCGGGAGCCGCGGUCUCGGCCGCCGGGACACACAUCCGCAGCGCGGCAGUCGCCGUUCGUCUGCUGUUCGCCGUCGCCUCCGCUGUGCCUCUCGUGCCCCUCCGUACGCGCGCUUAGACGAGCGAGGGAGGGCUCUUCGUUGGUCGCUCUUUGUGUUUUGUUGAGGGGGUUGGCGUCGCUGCCGUGUGUGGCCGUGGCCGCUUCGACCGUCGCCGCCGCGCGCCGUUCGCUGCCUCGCUUCCAUUGCAGCCCGGUUGGAGCCGUCACCAUUUUUGGAUUUUUUUUCUCUCUCUCCCUUCUCGCUCGCUUUAUUUUUAUUUUUCGUUUUUGGGAAAGAAAGCUUAAGAAUUAUUUAUUGACGUUUUUUUUAUUAUUUUAAACGAGCUUCGCGGAUUCGAUAACGGGUGGAGGGAGGUUGGGGGUUUUUUUCAGUUUUUUUCUGGAUUUCAGCGACGAGGUGAUUACACGGCAAGGCGGGGGGGAGGAGAUAAAUAAAUAUAAAAUAAUUAAUCAACAGCCCCUAUAUUUUAUUUUUUCACCGUAAAUCUCAAGUAUAACCGUCGAGUCGUCCAGCGGAAGCAAAAAAAAAAAUCAAAAUUCUAUCUCGACUCGGGGGGGCCCCCCCUUUACGCGUCCUUCAUCUGCGGGCAAAGUAGUGUUUUCGUCGGCAGGGGCGCUAGGUAAGACGUAAGGCUUCGGCCUAAGCUUGGGCGUCCCCCGCGGGGCCCGUCUGUCUCUCCCGGCCCGGCCUUCCCUCCCUCAUCCCUCGGGAGGGUUUGACGAUGCCCUGAUCGGCCAGGACACGGGACGGCGAGCCGCCUUCACGGCUCUCUUCGCCGUCGUCGUCGCCGCCUUCGGCUGGUCGGCGGUGGGGAAGGAAGGCCGAGAAAGGGGGGGGGGGGAGGAGGAGGAACCCCGGCUGCUCGCGAGAGGCAGAAGCGAUUGGUUCUAUUGGGACGACGACGACGAGGAGAAAAAGGAGAAGGAGGAGGAGAAACAAAGUCGACGACGAGGUUGUGGGGCUAGGGUGGGUGGGGUGGGUGUGGGGGGGACGGGCGUGCGGCCACGACGAGGUGGACCGCACCGGCCAUGGCUGCGUCGCGUACGGACUGCCCGAGGGGGCCACUGAUUUAAGGAAGAAGAAGACGACGACGACGACGGUCUUUAUUGAGUUGGAACAACCGAGACAGACGACACCACUCACUAUACGAGUGAUUUGAGAGGAGAGGGGGAAUACGAGGAAGAGAGAGAGAGAGCGAUAGGGGAGCAGGACGGUAGGGGGAGGAAGGUGGAGGAGGAAGACGCUCGCGCUCGAAGGCAAAGAAAUAAGACGAGGAUUUAAAGGGAAAUCUCCAGCAGCAGCAACAAGUCUCGACUGAAGGGGCUCGUGUGCGACGGCGUUUUCCGAAUGAUCUCUGGCCACGGGGAGGCUGCUGCUGCUGCAAAAUGGCCGAGAACCUGAUGGACGGACCUCCCGCCGCCAAGCGGCCCAAGAUCUCCUCGCCGACUCUCUCCGCCAGCGACGGCGCAGACACUGCCUUCGGCUCGGUGCUGUUCGAGCUGGAAAGCGAGUUGCCAGAUGAACUCAUACCGUCGAGCGACCCCCUGUCCCGGCUGCCCAACGGCGGGGAGCCGGGAACCAUGGGUGGCGGGGGCGCCACGUCCAUGAUGCACGACGCCGCCGCCAAGCACAAGCAGCUGUCCGAGCUGCUACGAGCUGGCAGCACCUCCAACCUGGGCCCUGGCGGUGGUGCCGGUGCAGCCUCUGGAACCGCCGGCUCAGCUCAGAGCCAGGCUGCCGGGCAGUCUUCGGCAUCCGUCGGCGCUGGGCAACAGCAGCAGCAGCAACAACAGCAGCAGCAGCACAGUCCUAACGUGUCCACGGUGCUGGGCAAUGCCGUGAAAAGCCCUGCGGCGCAGGGUGGCCUCACCUCACCUCCCGGCAUGCUGGCUGGGGUAGGUGGGCAGGGAGGACCUGGCGGCCACGGGGGGCCCGAGCAGCAGCAAGGCCACCCUGGCUCUGUGGGCAUGCAAGGUGGAAUGCUGAAUCCGGCGGUGAAGAAUGCCAUGAACUCUGGCAUGGGGCAGGGCCACCAAACACUCCUGAACAGCAAUGCGCAAACGAUGAUGCAGCAACAGCAGCAGCAGCAAGGCGGACAACAGGGACAAAUGUUGAAUGGGCCCCUUUCGGCCAACAGCCUGGGGGGCAUGGCUGGAGGAGCAGGAGGCCCCGCGCCUCCCCGUGCCGCCAUGCAGUUCCAGGGCACGGUGGGAGCCAACAGCCUCCUGGCCGAGACCCUGGCCCAGGCGACGCCGGGGAAUCACCCGGGCCUGGCGCAGUCUCAGGCCGGUGCCAUGAACAAGAUGACACCAUCCAUGGGAGGUGGCGCCUACGGCCAGCAGUACAACCAGGCCACCAACCAGCAACUGAGCGCUGCGGCCAUGGGCAGCACGAUGCAGAACAAGGGCGGCAUGAUGAACAGCAUGCCGGGCUUCCCCAGCGACCUCAAGAACACCUCCAUCACCAGCAUGGCCAACAUGCCACAGCAGGCGGGUGGACUGGCUCAACCUCCCGCGCAGGGCCUGGCCUCCACGCCGGCGGCCGACCCCGAGAAGCGCAAGUUGAUCCAGCAGCAGCUGGUGCUCCUGCUGCACGCGCACAAGUGCCAGCGACGCGAGCAGGGCAAUGGCGAGGUGCGGCCCUGCAACCUCCCGCACUGCCGCACCAUGAAGAACGUGCUCAACCACAUGACGCACUGUCAAGCCGGCAAGUCCUGCCAAGUGGCUCACUGCGCAUCAUCGAGGCAGAUCAUCUCCCACUGGAAGAACUGCACACGACCCGACUGUCCUGUGUGCCUCCCGCUCAAGAAUGCUGGAGACAAGCGCAACCAGCAGUCCCUGCUCGGCGCCCCGUCGCUGGGUGUGAGCAGCUCGGUGAGCACGGGUGUUAUGGGUCAGCCCAGCACGCCCGGUCUCUCGACGUCAAACCCCAUCGACCCAAGCUCCAUGCAGCGCGCCUACGCCGCACUGGGCAUCCCGUACCAGAGCAGUCCGCCCCAUGUGGCCCAGCAGCAGAGCGCCAAUCGAGCCAUGAACAGCAUCAAUGCCAACCAGAUGGGUGGUAUGGGCGCUGGCGGAAUGGGCAUGUCCAACUCUAAUCAGUCGGGUAGCAUGAUGCAGGACCCUGGCAUGCUGCCGCCCAUCGGAUCCCAGAGCCCAAUGGGUGGGGAUAACGGACAGGCCGGAGGGCUUACGGCAAGUGCGGCCACGGCUGCCCCCAGCACAGGCGUGCGCAAGGCCUGGCACGAGCACGUCACUCAGGACCUGCGAAAUCACCUGGUGCACAAGCUUGUCCAAGCCAUAUUCCCCACGCCGGACCCAGCUGCACUGAAAGACCGGCGGAUGGGCAACCUGGUGGCCUACGCACGCAAGGUUGAAGGGGACAUGUACGAGUCUGCCAACAGCCGGGAGGAGUACUACCAUCUGUUGGCGGAGAAGAUCUACAAGAUCCAGAAGGAGUUGGAGGAGAAGCGGCGGUCACGCAUGCAGAAGCAGAUGAUGCAGAACCCUGCUAGCAUGCCGACCAUGAAUAUGUCGCCGGGACAGGCCAUCCGACCGCCCAAUGGGCCAAUGUCCGACACCGGUAUAAUGCACACAACUGCUCCAAGCGCUCCAGGGGUGCCUUCUCAGCUGCAUGGCCGCAUGCCAGCUCCACCAGCAGGACCUGGGCUCGGAGCUUGGCGGGGUCCGGCGUGGCACGGUGUGGCGGCGGGUUCUGAGUUUGCCGGCGCUGUUGGUGCUCGUGUUCCCGCAGGACCCGGGGGCCAGUUUGGGCAGAUGCCCCCGAUGGCAGUGCCACCAGCCGUCCUCAACCAGCGCUCGACGCCACCACUCAACCACCCAAAUCAGUUGAACCAAAUUAACCAAAUGAAUGCAAUCAACCAGAUGGGGAAUACGCGCAUGCCGCCGGCGCAAAGCAUGAUGCACAUGGGCAACAUUGGAGCGCAAUCGCAGCAGCAGCCGCCGACACCGCAGCAGCAGCAACAGCAGCAACAACAGCAGCAACAGCAGCAACAGCAGCAACAACAACAGCAGCAGCAGCAACAGCAGCAGCAGCAGCAACAGCAGCAGCAGCAGCAGCAACAGCAGCAACAGCAGCAGCAGCAGCAACAGCAGCAGCAGCAACAGCAGCAGUUCCACUCUCAACAAGCGGGGCCUUUCCCUCCUGUGACAGCAGGCAAACCCACAAGCAGCGGGGCCCCCUCGCAAACCCCUCCGCAGCCUGCUACCACACAGGCGGCACCCAUGCCAAGCACAGUCAUGCAAAACAGUGGAAAGGGGAACGCAGGGCUUCCUCCAGUGACACAGGUGGCCGGGAUGGCUCCAUCAGCCGGGUCUCCUCUGCCACCUACCCAUCAGUCCAGCCAGCCGCCCACGGGCCAAUCUGGCAUGCACGGGAAGCAGUCGCCCCAGCAGCAGAUGCCGCAGCAGCAGCAGCAACAGCAGCCUCAACCACCGCCUCAACCGCUUGCUCAGGUUCAGCGUUCUCCACAGAGCCAGGCGAUUCCUAUGGCGCAGACGACGCUGCCUCCGGCCCAGGGACCCACGUCUGUGGGGCCAUCCCCAACCGCAGGGCCCCAGCACCUGCAGCAACCACCGCGCCCGCAGUCCCAGCCACAGCCACAGCCCGGGACGCCGGGCCAGCCACAGCCCAAGACUCCGAUGUCACAGUCGUGCGUGGGCGCCGCCGACGUGAAGGUGGCCACCCCGGCAUCGGCGGGCAGCGCGUCGGACGGAGGCUCGCAGCCCGUGCCCACGGACGUCCCCACAGCCGCCACCGCCGCCACCACCGACAUCAAGAUGGAGAUAAAGAUGGAGGAGGGCGCCAGCGAGGGUGCCGCCCAGCCCGACGAGAAGCCCGACGUUAAGCCGAUUCGGGAGGAGGUGGACGGCGAGGUGGAAAAGAUGGAGCCGAGCGAGGUGGACGAGAAGCCCGAUAUCAAGAUGGAGGUGAAGGAGGAGAGCUCCGAGUCGAGCAACUCAUCGACCGGGCCACAGCCCUCGCCCGCCACACCCCAGCCACGACCCAAGAAAGUGUUUAAGCCCGAGGAGCUACGGCAGGCUCUGAUGCCCACACUGGAAGCCCUGUACCGGCAGGACCCCGAGUCCCUGCCCUUCCGUCAGCCCGUGGACCCACAGGCACUGGGGAUUCCCGACUACUUUGACAUCGUCAAGACCCCAAUGGACCUGUCGACAAUAAAGCGGAAACUGGACACGGGGCAGUACCAGGAGCCAUGGCAGUACGUGGACGACGUGUGGCUCAUGUUCAACAACGCUUGGCUCUACAACCGCAAGACGUCGCGUGUCUACAAGUACUGCUCCAAGCUGGCCGAGGUGUUCGAACAGGAGAUCGACCCCGUCAUGCAAAGCUUGGGCUAUUGCUGUGGACGCAAGUAUGAGUUCUCCCCGCAAACGCUGUGCUGCUACGGCAAGCAGCUGUGCACGAUCCCCCGCGACGCCUCCUACUUCAGCUACCAAAACAGUUCACCCAAAUAUGGCCUUAUUGCUGACAGGUAUCACUACUGUGAAAAGUGCUUCAAUGAGAUCCAAGGGGAUACCGUAUCCCUUGGGGAUGAUCCCUCUCAGCCGCAAACGACCAUUAACAAGGACCAGUUUGAGAAGAAGAAAAAUGACACUCUUGAUCCUGAGCCGUUUGUCGAGUGUAAGGAGUGUGGACGAAAGCUGCACCAAAUCUGUGCGCUCCACAAUGAGACCAUUUGGCCAGCCGGCUUUGUUUGUGACACUUGUUUAAAGAAAACGGGAAGAACGAGGAAAGAAAACAAGUUUUGUUCUAAAAGCCUGAAUGCGGGGUUGCCGACAUCCAAACUGGGCACUCACCUUGAGAAUCGCGUCAACAACUUCCUGCGACGGCAGAACUGCCCGGAGGCGGGCGAGGUGACCGUGCGCGUGGUGCAUGUCUCCGACAAAACGGUGGAGGUGAAACCUGGGAUGAAAGCCAGAUUUGUGGACAACGGGGAGAUGGCAGACUCGUUCCCCUACCGAGCUAAAGCACUUUUUGCCUUCGAGGAGAUUGACGGCGUCGACGUUUGUUUCUUUGGGAUGCACGUCCAGGAGUACGGCUCCGACUGUCCACCACCCAAUCAGAGGCGGGUGUACAUAUCGUACCUGGACAGUGUGCACUUCUUCCGACCGCGACACCUACGCACAGCUGUCUACCACGAGAUCCUCAUUGGCUACCUGGAGUACGUCAAGAAAAUUGGCUAUACCCAGGGUCAUAUCUGGGCGUGCCCACCCAGUGAGGGCGACGACUACAUCUUCCACUGCCACCCGCCAGACCAGAGGAUACCCAAGCCUAAGCGCCUGCAAGAAUGGUACAAGAAGAUGCUGGACAAGGCAGUGGCUGAGAGAAUCGUCCAUGACUACAAGGACAUCCUGAAGCAGGCCACAGAUGACCGGCUGACGAGCGCCAAGGAGCUGCCCUACUUUGAGGGAGACUUCUGGCCCAACGUGCUGGAGGAGAGCAUCAAGGAGCUGGAGCAAGAGGAGGAGGAGCGCAAGCGGGAGGAGACGAGUGCAUCGUGCGAGAGCACCGAGGGGAAAAAGGGAGAUAGCAAAAACGCCAAGAAGAAGAACAACAAGAAGACAAGCAAGAGCAAGAGUAGCAGCAGCCGCACCAGCAAGAAAAAGCCGGGCAUGCCCAGCGUGUCCAACGACCUCUCUCAAAAGCUGUACGCCACCAUGGAGAAACACAAGGAGGUGUUCUUCGUCAUCCGGCUACAUCCCCCGGCGGCGGCAAACUCUGUGCCGCCAAUCCAGGACCCAGAUCCGCUGGUGACGUGCGACCUCAUGGACGGGCGCGACGCCUUCCUGACGAUGGCGCGAGACAAGCACUACGAGUUCUCGUCGCUCCGCCGCGCCAAGUGGUCCACCAUGUGCAUGCUGGUGGAGUUGCACAACCAGGGGCAGGACCGCUUCGUGUACACCUGCAACGAGUGCAAGCACCACGUGGAGACGCGCUACCACUGCACCGUGUGCGAGGACUACGACCUGUGCGUGGCCUGCUACAAGACCAAAGGCCACGAGCACAAGAUGGAGAAGUGGGGCCUGGGCCUGGACGACGACAGCAACAACCAGCCCAUGCAGAACCCGCAGGAGUCGCGCCGCCUCAGCAUCCAGCGCUGCAUCCAGUCGCUGGUGCACGCGUGCCAGUGCCUCAACGCCAACUGCUCGCUGCCGUCCUGCCUCAAGAUGAAGCGCGUCGUGCAGCACACGCGCGUCUGCAAGCGCAAGACCAACGGCGGCUGCCCCAUCUGCAAGCAGCUGAUCGCGCUGUGCUGCUUUCACGCCAAGCACUGUCAGGAGAACAAGUGUCCCGUGCCCUUCUGCCUCAACAUCAAGCACAAGCUGCGGCAGCAGCAGCUGCAGCACCGCCUGCAACAGGCGCAGAUGCUGCGGCGGCGCAUGGCCGCGAUGACCCAGGUGACGCAGCAGCAGCCGCCUCCGCCGCCGAGAGUCACGCCGCCGCACGCGGGCCUGCCCUCGCCGACGGGCAACAGCGGGAGCUCGGUGCCGACCACGCCGACGGGGCCGCAGGCCGUGCCGCAGACGCCCCCAGGCCCCGCCGUCGGGCAAUCGCCGCAAUCCGCCCUCGUGCCGCAGGGCCUUUCGCAGCCGCCAAACAACGUGACGCUGGCCAACAACGGCAUGGCACGCCAAGCGGGAGCCCCCGGGAUGUCGGGCGGAAAGCCGACGGGGCAGCCAGGGCCAGGACAGGCACCGCCAGCUGCCGCCGUGGAGAUGGCGCGGCAGAUCGAGAUGGCGGCGCAUAACCAGCGGCACAUAGCCUCGCAACAACAGCAGCAGCAGCAGCCGCAGCAGCCCCAACCGCAGCAGUCGCCGUCCAUGUUCUCGCGGCCAUCCAACAUCAACGGCAGCAUGGGAAUGGGCAACUCGCCGAUGAUGAUGGCUGGCCAGCAGAUGACGUCGAUGAACCAUUUGGGUUUAAAUAUGACGGCUCCGCGCGGGCCGCAGCAGCUGCCGCAGGGCAUAGGGGCCAUGGGCAUGCAUCAUUGGCAGCAGCCCGGCAUGCCGACCCAGCAGAUGCAGCCGGGCAUGCAGCGGGCGACGGGCUUGCAGAUGGGCAUGUCGCAGCAGCAGAUGAACAUGGUGGCGGCGCAGGGUGGUAGCGUAGGCCCCAGUAUGCAGGUCCCCACGCAGGGUGUGCAGCGGGGCCAGAUACCGCCGUCAGCGCUGCAGGACCUGCUGCGCACGUUGCGUUCGCCCAGCUCCCCGCAGCAGCAGCAGCAGGUGCUCAACAUCCUCAAGAGCAACCCGCAGCUGAUGGCGGCCUUCAUCAAGCAACGAGCGUCCCGCUACCAGGCCGGCCAGCCUGUCAUGCAGCCGGGCAUGCCGCCACAGCAAGGCAUGCAGCAGGGCAUGCAGCAGGGCAUGCAGCAGGGCAUGCAGCAGGGCUUGCAGCAGGGCAUGCAGCAGGGCAUGCAGCAGGGCAUGCAGCAGGGCUUGCAGCAGGGGUUGCAGCAGGGUUUGCAGCAGGGUUUGCAACAGGGCAUGCAGCCGGGGAUGCAGCCGGGAAUGCAGCCGGGCAUGCAGCAGGGCAUGCAGCAGGGUAUGCAGCAGGGCAUGCAGCAGGCGAUGCAGCCGGGAAUGCAGCAGGCGAUGCAGCAGGGGAUGCAGCCUCAGCCAGGGAUGCAGCAGGGGAUGCAAAACGCAAUGGCGAUGCGUCCUGGCGGCCCUCAGCCCGGCAUGGGUAUGAACCCGCAGGCGCAAAGCAUGGGCAUGAGCCCUGGCGUUAGCAUGGGGCCGGGCGUGGUGGGGCAGCAGCAAUCGUAUCAGCUUAUGCGGAGAGCACAGUACCAGCAGCAGGCCAUGGGCGCUCAUGGGCAGUUCCAGGCACCGCAGCCCACGAGCUACCAGCAAACCAUGCAGCAGGCAACGCCGCAGCAACAGCAGCAGCAGCAGCGCAUGCAGCAGCAUCUGGGCAUGCAGGCGACACAGAUGGGGCAGCAGGGAAUGAUGAGCGGGAUGACGCAGGGUGGCAUGGGCCCUGAGGGUGGCCCCACGGCCAUCACCCAGGCGCAGCAGCGACUGAUGCUACAGGUUCAGAUGAAGCAGCAGCAGUUGGUGGCGGCGGCCGCAGCAGCGAGUGGCGGCGGCCAGUCGACGCCCAUGAGCCCACAGCAGCAGCACAUGCUGGCGGGGCAGCAAGCGGCGCAUAUGGCCGGCCAGCAGAUCCCAACGUCACUGAGCAACCAAGUGCGCUCGCCGCAGCCUGUGCCGUCGCCGCGGCCCCAGUCACAGCCUCCGCACUCGAGCCCUUCGCCGCGGAUACAGCCGUCGCCACACCACGUCUCUCCGCAGACGAGUUCCCCGCACCCAGGCAUGGCAGGCGGCCCGCCGCAGCCGUCGGGAAUGGAGCAGCAGGGACACUUCUCGGCGCCGGAUCAGAGCGCCAUGCUGCCACAGCUGCCAGGGCCUGGCAUGGGACAACACCACCUGGGGCCGGGGGACAUGGGCCUCGGGGCCGAUGGGUCGGACAUGGGGGGCAAUGGUCCGACAGCGCCUGACGAGCUGGAAAAGUUUGUGGAGACGUUGUAGUGUUGCGUGUGGAGAUGGACACACACCCUUCGGACUUGACUUAAAUUUUUUUUUUCUUUUGUUUUUGUACAGUUAAACAUGGGAAUAUUUACGUAGGAAACUUUAGUAAUGAGGAUGUAAUUCUUGUGGGAAGCUAAUGCUAAUAUAUUCCAUGCUGGCCGGAAUGAGCCGGUCGCAGUGGAUCGUUUUGUUUUGCUAAGGACACUGAUUUUUCAACAACGAACUUUUAAUAUGCAUAUUUUAUAUUUUUUCCUCCGUCUUUCUUGCAUUCAUGUUGUAUCGUGUCCAAAUUCAUUUGUGGCAAAUGCAACAUGUCAAUGUACACAAAAAAAUGUCAUUCUUUCUAAGAUGAAGAUAUAGCCGGAAGAAUUUAAACUUUUUCUAUAAGUGUCUGUGGAGACGUUUCAAGUAUUAAUUUGUAUAGUUAGGAAUUAUAGAUAUAUCGCGCACAUUUAUUUGCCGAUGCCUCUGUCUUUUGGAUGUAGAAAUGAAUUCCGCCUCCUGGUUUCUUCCUAGCCCUAGUUUUUUCUCUCACGACGCCUGUAGAAGCUGCUUCUUACCCGUGCCCUCUCGGAUGCUUCUGGAGUGUAAAGAUCUUGUAAAAGAAAGAAAACAAUGUAAAUCAUGCAGGCCCUUGGAAUACGAUUGGUAUAAAUAUAUGAUGGAACGUAAAUGAAGGCACUGUAAAAAAAACUGCAUAUUUCCUUCCUUUAUGCUUAACUGAAAUAAAUGUGUGCACCUUUAAAAUGGUGAUGUGACCUUGAUAUCGCGUUAAUGCUGUAAAUGGUUUGGGGGAGUGUUAUUGUUUUUUUAUUAUUUUGUUAUUUUUUUUGUUGCCGAUGAAUUUACGUUUGUACAAGAACCAAAGCCCUUGUGCAUUGAUGCCGACUUCCACCCAUUGCUGAGGCGCGGAAAGUGGCUUGCUUGGUAGGGGGGCAUGUACAUAUAAACUGUGUUACAGGACUGUCUGCCAGCCAAUCACAGCCCCUUGUGUCCCUCUGCAGUAAUGUGCUAAAUAAAUGAGAUUGUGGUACAACUACUCGCAGCGUUAGUGUCGACAUGUUCUCUCUCAAGUCCGCCCAGGUGCCGUGAACACAAACCUGGACGCACACGCCCGUGACCCCCGGCCAAGUGUUGAAAAAUUCCUGAAGUUUUUAUUCUGGGUGGAAGGAGGAGGAACUGCUGUUUUGUUAAAUAAAACACAAUGUAAAUCGUGAAUCUCCUUACAUACUUGGCACCAAAUGAUCAUUGGUUUCAAACUAUGGCAAGUGAAAUUGACAUGCUUCUUGGAUUAACGUUGGCGUUGUGAUGUGCGAUGUAGUGAUCUAUUUACGAUGUUUUCAUGUUAGGUGCAGGCUUGGAUUGUGAUAUGGUAAUUUGAUAACACUAUCAACGGAUUUUUUUUUUUAUCAGGAAUGUAGUUUAUGGUAUUUCAUUGGCAUAUAUUUUUUUUGCAAUUUGAGUUCUGACAAGUUUUUAAUAAGGUCACACUCAUCAGAUUUUGUUAGAACAUUGAUAAACCAGUAAAUUGGUGCUUGCACUUUAUUUGGCCGUACUUGACUCCGAGUACAAAUAUUGGCAAUCAUUGCUGAGCGGAGAAUAAUUUAAUUGCGGUAGAAACACUUUAUCCCAUGGUUCUUCUGGGUUGAGCACAUCUUCCAGUGUGGAGUGAGAACCCCCAAUGUUUAUUGGUCACUUGUUGAAAAUUAUGCAGUCGUUUGGAAAAGGUCAUCCCACUUUUUAUUCUUCAUGUCAAUAAUAGGAGGUACCGCCAACUUGUUGAUUCAUGAAUUAAAUGUCAUGUUCCCUUGCCAUGACCAACUCUGCACCGUUUCUACAUACAAGGUGCUUGCUGCUUAGUGAGAUGGGGACAAAUCCAAAUACUGUAAUAUUUCUUCCAACGAUUUAAAACACUGAAACAGAAAUCCUUGUUGAACCGCCCUGCUUGGAAUGUGUCGUUUUCCAAAGGGGAGGAGCACAACUUUAGGUGUCGGCGAUACGUAACCACACUGCUGUGGUUUUUCUGCUGAAUAAACAUGAUGGCAAAAAAAGCAAUAGAUUGACUUCUCGUGCAUGAGCUCCCAGGAAAGUGUCUCAGCAAUGUGUCCUGUAAAUUGCGAGCCUCUCACAGGAAACGGUGAUAUGUUUACGUACAAACGAUUUUCUGAAUGCAUACUAUGCGUUGAUCAUAACUCUUGAGGACACUGGCAAGCAAAUGGUUGUUAAGUUCAUUUCGGCAGCAGCAUAUUUGUUAUUUAAAUCUCGGUAAAGUCAAUUGAAAUGCGUGCGUCUGCUGUAGGGGAGUUACGUACGUGGUGAUUGUAAAAAAAAAAACUUGUGCCGAGCUACAAGGAAACAUUGUGUUGAGUGAUAUUUUUUUCUGCUGCUUUUUUAGGCCUUGUCAAAGCAUAUUUAGAAUUUGUAUGUUUAUAGAGUUUAAGGUCCCAAGAGCUGAGUGAAUGGCUCAAUGAAAUAAAAUAAAUUUAACAGUAAUAUAAAGACGCUAAUAACAACGGUUAAUAUGAUUUGGUCAACCGUUUUGCCACCUGCAAUGUGAUAAUCCAUUUUCCAGUUGUAAGACAAGCGUAAAUUUGACAUCUCCAGUAUUACAUUGCUUCAGUGAUUAGACAUCUUGUUUAAACUUAAAGUAACAACCAGAUUUAAAUUCUGGAAAUAAAAUUGUGUGUGUGCCAUCUAAACACAUUGAGGGCCAACUCACAAUGAAUACUGCCCGCUGGCCAAAAUGUUAAGUCUUUUUACCUCGGUGAAAAAUUGCCGUUUGUUCAAUUGGCGCAUGCUCCAUGUAUAGACAAUUUGUGUUUCUCCAUAAUUUCCGCCUUCAACGUUUCCUUGUACGUAAGCGCUCUUGAUAAAAGGGAUUUACCAACCUUC
Molecule: messenger RNA, 12632 nt
Organism: Lethenteron reissneri (Far Eastern brook lamprey)
Lineage: Eukaryota; Metazoa; Chordata; Hyperoartia; Petromyzontiformes; Petromyzontidae
Gene: CREBBP
Product: CREB binding protein
Biological process (GO): positive regulation of transcription by RNA polymerase II
Cellular component (GO): transcription regulator complex; nucleus; histone acetyltransferase complex
Molecular function (GO): histone acetyltransferase activity; protein binding; zinc ion binding
Source: RefSeq, a predicted model, not a curated record